Messenger RNA from Sclerotinia borealis F-4128, 1086 nucleotides. Lineage: Eukaryota; Fungi; Ascomycota; Leotiomycetes; Helotiales; Sclerotiniaceae. The record is from the annotation of a GenBank genome assembly.
AUGGCGAUCCCAGAAGUAGCUGUUGGCGGCGUUGUCGCAAAUGUGAUUCUCGCUAUCUUUACAAUCAUCAUUGUUUCCUUAAGAUUCUACGCCAGAAAGAGGAGUAAGCUAGCCUUAAAAGCUGAUGACUGGUUGAUUCUCUUUUGCUUGGUAUGCUCACUCGGAUUGUGCGUUGAGUGUAUCUAUGCAGCAACGACUGGACUUCGAGGUGUUCACUUGUCGACACUGAGUUUUCCGAACAUCGAGAGAUUCUUCGAAAUCCAAUUUGCGGAUGCUUUGAUUUGUCAUUUCGUAUAUGGACUCAUCAAAUUAUCGGUGGUGAUUUUCUAUAAACGUAUCUUCACUAGUCGAACUUUCAACAUCUGUGCGAAUACCGUGCUAGGCAUGAUUUCGCUGUACAUGGUCUUGUCCUUUUUCCUUUUCCUCUUUUCCGCCCACCCCGUCGCCGCCUAUUGGAACACAUCACCAGAGUUAAUUGGUACCCAAUACAAUCUUGAUGUGCCAAAUCUCGUUAUCGUCUGUGCUGCCGUUGAUAUCUUCCUCGAUCUAGCAGUUUUAAGUCUUCCUUUCCCCGUCAUUAAGGGACUACACAUGCCAACGGAAAAGAAACUUUAUGUUUCUGGCGUCUUCCUUCUUGGUGCUUUCUGCCUCAUCUCAUCUUGCAUCAGACUCUUCUAUUCCCAGAAACUAUUCGGAACAAGCACACCUGAUCUCAAUCUCGACGACAAAGUCUACCUCUGGGCACACAUCGAAGCCUACGCCAGCACCAUAACGGCCUGUCUCCCCACUCUCGCGCCUCUUCUUCGCGGGGGCCGCAAUCUCGGCAGCAUGAUCGGCAGCGUGCGAUCCAUAUUCUCCAUCCGCAGCAAAAGCAGUUCAUUAUUUCGCAGACACUCUUCCUCUUCCCAAUCCAACGGUUUACCCAGUCCAAACUCCGAGAAGCCGCCUUGGAAUGAGGAUGGUCCGAUUUCGGUCGUGACGGGAGGGGCGUGUGAUUUGGAAUCUCAGAAGUUUCCCAAGUAUCCCGAGGAGAGGAUACUGGUUCAGAAGAGUUUUGUUUCGGCUGCUGGAUCGGCGGUAAAUUGA